This is a messenger RNA of Nerophis ophidion (straightnose pipefish), 2200 nucleotides long. RefSeq names its product wingless-type MMTV integration site family, member 1 (gene wnt1). The transcript has 4 exons. Bases 22 to 1134 code for a protein of 370 amino acids. NCBI's taxonomy places the organism in Eukaryota, Metazoa, Chordata, Actinopteri, Syngnathiformes, Syngnathidae. The record is from RefSeq and is a predicted model, not a curated record. Gene Ontology annotation, biological process: neuron differentiation; cell fate commitment; canonical Wnt signaling pathway. Gene Ontology annotation, molecular function: frizzled binding; cytokine activity. Gene Ontology annotation, cellular component: extracellular region.
CAUGAUCAAUAAAAGGGCGAGAUGAGGAGUUUGGCGCUUCUGCUGGGUGUGAAAGCUGCAUGCAUCCUCCUGGUGUCGUCGCUCUCUGGCACCGGGGCCGUCAACAACAGUGGCCGCUGGUGGGGAGUUGUCAACGUGGCCUCCUCAUCUAACCUCCUUACCAAUUCCAAGAAUGUGCAAUUGGUCCUGGACCCGAGCCUGGCCCUGUUGAGUCGACGCCAGCGUCGGCUGAUUCGGCAGAAUCCUGGCAUCUUGCACGCCAUCACUGCUGGACUGCACACGGCCAUAAAGGAGUGCAAGUGGCAGUUUCGCAACCGCCGCUGGAACUGCCCGACCACCCACAGCCCGACCGUAUUUGGCAAAAUUGUCAACCGUGGCUGCAGGGAGACAGCCUUCGUGUUCGCCAUCACCAGCGCAGGCGUGACCCACGCGGUGGCUCGCUCCUGCUCAGAAGGUGCCAUAGAAUCGUGCACUUGCGAUUACCGCCGCAGAGGUUUAGGGGGCCCCGACUGGCACUGGGGGGGCUGCAGCGACAAUGUGGACUUUGGGAGGGUUUUUAGCCGUGAGUUUGUGGACUCCAGCGAGAGAGGACGAGAUCUGCGCUACCUCACCAAUGUGCACAAUAACGAGGCGGGAAGAAUGAUGGUGUCCUCAGAGAUGCGUCAGGAGUGCAAGUGUCACGGCAUGUCAGGCUCCUGCACCGUCCGCACUUGUUGGAUGCGUCUUCCAAGUUUCCGCACUAUCGGGGACUUCCUAAAGGACCGUUUCGACGGCGCAUCCCGAGUCGUUUACGCAAACAAGGGCAGCAACCGUGCCUCACACCGAGCUGACCCUCGCCACUUGGAACCGGAAAACCCUGCUCAUAAACCCCCUUCCGCUAUGGACUUGGUCUACUUCGAGAAAUCACCAAACUUCUGCUCCUACAAUGGCAAAACUGGCACUUUGGGAACUUCUGGUAGAGCAUGCAACAGCUCUUCUCCAGGUCUCGAUGGAUGCGAGCUGCUCUGCUGCGGGCGCGGGUUUAAAACCCAGGCUGAGAGCAUCACAGAGCGGUGCAACUGUACAUUCCACUGGUGCUGUCAUGUCAGCUGUUUGAACUGCACCAGUACACGAACGUUACAUCAGUGUCUAUGAUUACAGUAUUACAAAGGAUAAAAAAGGGAGGGUUAUUUAGACAAAUAAGUGUCAGAACUUAUUAGGAAUGCAAUAGCUAACAAAGAAAGUCACAAAUAUACAGGUGCUUGCUAUCAAAUAGAAGCUGGAAAAGCUUAAACUGGCAGGGAAAUGUGUCACCAAAAAGUCAAUCAGUAAAUAAAUGCACAAAUAUGAAAACAGGGUAUAUAAAGAGUAGAUGCUAGCUCCUUUUCUAAAAUGCUCAAAGGUAUGCCUCUGAAUCUAGAAGAGGUGACGUGAGACAGACAGCCUCUCUAUAUUGUUGGACAUGCAUGGUAUUCUCAAAAAGGGUUAUACAAUGUAUUAUUUAUUUUACAAAGGUUUGACUUCUUUUACUUUAAUCUCUGAACGUGGUCCCAGCUUUAAAUGUCCCCACCACGUUGCGAUUUUUUCUUCAGAUUUCAUAUAUUGCUGCAUCUCUACACCUUCACCUCAACUGCCAUCUGCUCCUUUGACUCACCACAACACAGCCCAGAUGCUAAAUGACAGGGACUGCUACACGCCAAGGAAAACACAAACUGACCAACUCUUUCGAGGGACAUGGACAUGAAUGUAUUAUCUAAACACUGACUAUAAUAGCAUAGAUGUGAUUAGGCCAAAAUAAUUAUCCCAUAAUCUGCAUAAUCUAACUCUGAGGUAUGCAAUGAAAGAGAUACACACUUGAUUAAAACAAAAAUUUCAUACCGUGCAUCAGCUAAGAGAACCAAAAUGCUGUAAAUAUAAAAAUAUAUGAAUAUAUUUAUGAGGUCAUUGCUUGGUUUCUUAAAUAAUAUGUACCCAUCAGAGAAAAUGUAAUUACUUAAAUCAGUAUUUUGAUUUUGACUUUUUACUUUUUUAAUGUUGUUAUUUUUUUAGUACUUUAGCUGACAUAAUACUCUUACAAGGAACACUAUAGCACCACUUCUUGUGUUUUUGUCAUGCACUGAAUACAAACCUGUUUUGUUUUUUUUACCAGUGUAAAUCUAUGAAAAAAUAUAUUUAUUUCUAAGGAUUUUUAUAUAUAGUAAGAUGUAAGAGGCGCUGCGCU